CUGCUCUCUGUAUCCUCUUUUUGGUUCCUGCCGUCUGUGACACUGUAAAACAACCGAGGAGGAAUUGAAGAAUUGCUUUGUGCUUUUUUCCGUACAGUAUUUGAGCUUGAGUUUGCUUUUUUUCCCUAAUGUUAAAAAUGACGUACACAGUUGCCUCUUAUAUCAUCUUAGUUGUUUUUCUCGUGGCAUCUGUCUUUGCCAACGAAGAGCUUGUUACCGACGACGGCUACGAAAUCUCCCCCAGCACCAAUGCACCCUCCGAUAUCGGAAACCUUGAAAGCAUCUCUGGCAGUACAAUGAACCCGAUGACCAACUCCACUGAAAAUCAAACUGAUGUCACCCAAACUUACUUCGCAACACCCCAAGAACCUGUAACGCCAAAGGACGGAGUCAUUGUACGACGGUCUUCUGAGGCAACCCCCGCAGCCAGCAAACCCACAUCCGCCAAAAACCAAACCAGCGAACCUGCAACCCCAAAACCCAUCACACCCAAACCCAUAACCCCCAAACCCGUAACCCCCAAACUCGUAACCCCCAAACCCAUAACCAAGGGAGAUGAUUUACUGGAGUUAAUACCAGUAUGGACGACCCCUUCACCAAGUCAAGGAAGUAACAGUGUCGGCAUUAUAAUCUUGAUAGUCAUCGUCGUCAUUUUGCUCCUGGCUAUACUGGUCUGCUACGUGGCUCGAAGCAGAUCAAGACGUUACUCGAUGGACUUGACUUCUAGACCUGAUGAAGCCCAGAUCCCUCUGAGCACCGUGGAGGCGGAGGCAGUGGUCGAAACUGUCACUUCUAACGGGCUGGAGUUUGAGGGCACAGAAAACGGUACACAAGAAGCCCAAGAGCCAGAAGUGAAGACUGAAGAACAAGUGGAACAGAAAGCUGAGUCUGAGAAAGUGACCGUUGAAGUUAUCACCGAAUGUGCAGCUCCAAAAGACGAGAGCCCUGAAGAGCCUAAACAGGAGGUCCCCGAUCAGGUCCCGGAUCAGGUCCCGGAUCAGGUCCCGGAUCAGGUCCCGGAUCAGGUCCCGGAUCAGACCCCCGCUGCCCCCCUGGAGCCCAGCGCUGAUGAGAAAACUGAUGAUGAAGGAGGAGAAGGAGUCGCCUCCAAUAAGACCUCUGUGGAGUCACUGAAGGACAGCACCGAAGCCAACGAGAACAACAGCAACAACCGCCUCCUGCCUCAGAGCCGCGCCACAGAAGUUGGAGCUUUUUAUGACGUGCCCCUCGGCGAUAUGGUGUGAAAUCCUGAAAUGGGCGAAGGAGGACGAGGUGAGGCAGGAGAAGCCGGGACUCGGGACUCCGCUCUGGUUUGGAGAUGACGGAUUCAACUAUCGAUGCAUAAUUUUUUAGUAUUAGGUCCCAUAUUACACACAAUGUUAUAAUACUGUUAGUUUUGUUUUGUUUCAUUCACACAUGUUCGAGUAACACUUUAUUAUUAGUCUGUCUACAUCUCCAAAGCUCAAAACGUUCUAUUCCACCUUGUGAUGUCAUGAAGCGGUAGUUAACAGCCCCUUUUACCUUUAGUUCAGCAGAAAUCGGCAAUUCAAGAGCUGAAAUCUUUCCAAAUGGUUCUAGUGAAAACUGAUGGUGUUUAAAAAGACAAUGCAGAGUGUUUUGAUUUGACAAAAGAACACAUGAGCCUAAAUACGCAGGGUUUGUGUGUUAAACAUGCGUGAAUGAAACAAAACACAACUCCUGGUCUGUUUAUUGUUGAGGAAAUAUUAUAACAGAGACCAGAAAACAGCGUAAUAUGGGACCUUUAACAUUUUUCAUCAUCAUUAUUAUUAGUAUUUUGAUUAUAUCCAUGACAGUAAAGUAACUUGUGUAUACUGUAUAUGUGUUUGGAAUUGUAAAUAUACAAAAAAAAGUUAUUAUUUUUAAAAGUUAGCCACAUUUACUCUUCUAUAUCAUGUUGUAUCUUUAUCUUGACUUCAAAAUUAAACUACACAAUGGGGGGAAAAAAAAAAAAAAAACUAUAAGCGUUGUUUGUUCGUAUAUCGUACCAAGGGCUACAAUGGGGCGCCAGUGGGAAAAACUGUCGUCGUGUCCUUAGGCAAGACACUUUACCCACAUUGCUCAGUAAGAAAGUGGUGAGUGUGUGGUGAUCGAAGGGGUUGAUGGUGCAGAUCAGUCUGUCCUAGGCUUUAUAAACUCCACUAAAGCUGCACUGGACAAUCCGUGUAUCAUUCGUUCAUUUGUUUUUCGAAAUAAAACCAAAAAUAUGAAAACAAAAAAACAA
Molecule: messenger RNA, 2242 nt
Organism: Boleophthalmus pectinirostris (great blue-spotted mudskipper)
Lineage: Eukaryota; Metazoa; Chordata; Actinopteri; Gobiiformes; Gobiidae
Product: mucin-2
Exons: 10
Coding region: 129-1244 (371 amino acids)
Source: RefSeq, a predicted model, not a curated record